Messenger RNA from Colletotrichum destructivum, 6558 nucleotides. Its product is annotated as Putative Type 1 protein exporter. Gene Ontology annotation, biological process: transmembrane transport. The coding region runs from base 1222 to 4254 and encodes 1010 amino acids. The record is from RefSeq and is a predicted model, not a curated record. NCBI's taxonomy places the organism in Eukaryota, Fungi, Ascomycota, Sordariomycetes, Glomerellales, Glomerellaceae. Gene Ontology annotation, molecular function: ABC-type transporter activity; ATP hydrolysis activity; ATP binding. Gene Ontology annotation, cellular component: vacuolar membrane. The transcript is spliced from 4 exons.
CACCGUUUGACGACUGCACUUCGUCUUGCCAUACUUGUACGCACCCCAAGACCUAUAGGGUUUCCUUCUCAUUCUCGCCUUCUUUCCCUGUUGCCUUCUUUUUUUCAUCUGACCCGCCUUUUCUCUCACCACACUGACGCGCUUGGAGAUUUCGUCGUCGCUCGUUCUUUAGGCGGGGGGAAAACACAGAGGAAAAGCUCGGUACUGACCCCGGCUGUCGGCAGGCUCAGCUCAGCAACUAAGCAGCUGUUGCCGUUCUCCAUCGUCUAUACUACCUGCUCCGGAUACUGCGUACAUCGCUCUCACCUCACGAAUAUACUUGGCGGAUACCUCUCCAGCGUCACGCCCCCCCUUCCCCUGUCUUUCAACCCGAGGCCUCUUGCUACCUGUUACCUGCUCUUUCCCAGUCACAAGCUUCCCGUUCCUUGGUUUCCUCCGUCCAAGGUCUCAUUCUCGCUCUGUUGCGGCAAACCCAAGUCGAGCCCACCCAGUCGAGGUAUCCAGAAUUCAGCUCCCACUGGCCCAACUCCCCUCAGUUUCCAAGGAAGGGGCCGCGCCUUUCUUGCCUCUCAGAUCGGGGCACAGCCUGCCUCUGCUUUGCAUUCGAGCCCACCUUGCCAGAAAAAUCCCGCCCCACCGGUCCUCGGCCGCCGAGUAUCUGACAAGUCUUGACUCGACUACCAGGGACUUCGGAGUGGCUUUUCGCCACUGGAGCAAGUCAGGCGACCGACCCCACCACUACUCCAACUGAAGGGCCCCUCUGUACCGCCCUGUGGUCCUGUGGGUUCGACCUGCACACCCCCGGCACCACGAGCCUUUGGGAACGCACCCUUUGGCAUUUGCACGACACCCCCCGGUCUCAGCGCUCCCGACCCCUACCUACCCCCCGGUACCACCUGCACCACCUGCACCCAGAGCAAGACCCAGAACCUUUCAGACGGGCGGAUAAUUGCCUGCCAGGCCACUCGCGUCUCCAGUCAGUCGCUUGUGCCUUGCAAGAACAUCUUGCUUGGGCCCGAAACGAGAUCUCGUGUCUCUUUGCGUCGCUCCUGUGGACUCCCACUUCCCUUGCGACUUACUUACAGAGGUAUCCGUACCGGGCCUCCAACUCGCCACGGGAAACCACGCCGACCUGCGUCUACAACGCGCAAGUGGCAUAUCUGGCAAUGGUGUGAAAUCAAUAUCCUACUUUCCCCCGGAUCACGAAUUUCCUCACACACCAUGGCUGGUGUCGAGAAGCCGCCGCUGCCGAUGCGGCUCGACAACAGCACGAGCCCGAAAGCCAACUUGACCUGCGACGAAUACGACGCCUUCUCCUGUUUCCUCCUCGACGAAACACUUUGCUACUAUCCGCUGGUCUUGCUGUUGGUGUUCAUCGUCUCGGCCGCUACCUACAGCAUCGUGACGGCGCCCAAAGAAGAAGAUGAGGCCAGCGCAGACGCUCAGGGCCCGGGCGGCAAACGGCUGCCCGUUUCGAAGAAGAAGAAGCGCCGUGGCGAGAACGACCCCGAACGCAAAAGAUUCGGUGCCAUUCUGUCCCCGACCUCCAGAACAUGGCUCACGUGGAUCUCCGCCGCCGUGUUCCUCACGUUCGUCUCCAAUGCCAUUGCUCACUUCAGCUAUGUAAUGAAGGAGCUGGAAGGAGCCGUUCAGGGUGCUAAGGAUUCGCGCUCUAUGAUCGUCUACCUCAUUGCAUCGCCAAACUUGUAUCUCUACCUCCUCACCACGCUCAUCGAAUGGCACGAAGCCCCGACAAUAGCUCACUUCGUCACCUGGUCUCUCGCUCUCAUUGGCGAGCUGAUCAUCUGCAUCUGCACCAUUCUCGAGGUCACAAACCCUAAAGCCCCCAAGACGUCUCGGGUCGAGUCACCACAGCCGCACAUUUCCAAGUGGGCCGUGGCAGAUAUCAUCCUCGGCGUCGUUCGCAUCGUUUUGAUGAUGCUCCUCGUUGGUAUUUAUGUCGCGGCUUGGUUCCGAAACCCCCAGCAAAUGGAAAACAAGUUCGAGGAACAGAACUCAUCGCAACGUGCGGAGGAGACGACGCCUUUGCUUAAUGGCCACCGGAUGUCGUACAGCAGUCAGAACGGGCGAUCGGUUCGAACCUCGCGAAACGGGAGCACUGUCGGCAACACUAAUGGCACAGCCGAGGGUACCGCCGUAGCUAAGGACUGCAAAGAACCCGGCUUCUAUCGACCCGACAAAGCACCCCAUAAGAGCUGGUGGGAGUAUGUCCGGAGCUACCAGGUCUUUUUCGAGUACCAAUGGCCUAAGGGAUCGCCGCACCUGCAGUUACUCUUCGCUAUCUGCGUGGUCCUCUUACUCACGCAACGUGCCGUCAACGUCCUCGUCCCACUGGUUGUUGGUUGGCUGACUAGGGAGCUGACUCUCCAACAAGCCCCCUGGGCUGCUCUCGCCCUCCUCAUCUUUCUUCGGCUACUGCAGGGGACGGGCAUGCUUCUUGAUGCGUUCCGUGCCAUCCUAUGGGUGCCAAUUUCACAAAAUUCUUAUAGAGCUCUAACGUCAGCAGCCUUUGAGCACGUCCACUCCCUCAGCCUGGAUUUCCAUCUGGGGAAGCGAACCGGAGAAGUCCUCUCUGCCUUGAAUAAAGGCGCAUCAAUUAAUUCCUUCCUCGAGCAGGCGACGUUCUCGGUCUUGCCCAUGAUUAUUGAUCUUGUCUUCGCCGUUUGCUUCUUUUGCUACUUUUUCGACGCAACCUACGGAGCCAUCGUCAGUUGUUUGACAUUCUGGUAUUUGUUCCUGACCAUUCGCAUGGCACAAACGAGGGCAGAUCAGCGACGAACUAUGAGCAACGCCGACAGAGAGGAAGAAGCAGUGAAGAACGACUCGAUCACUAGCUACGAGACGGUCAAGUACUUCAACGCCGAGGAAUGGGAGUUUAAGCGCUAUCGGAACGCGAUUCAAGCCUACCAGGACGCCGAAAAGCAGGUCACUUGGGGGGCGAACCGGAUGAACGUUAUUCAGGCCUUCGUCUUCAUGGUCGGAUUCAGCGUGGUUAUGAUUUUCGGGGCUUACCAGGUGACACGUGGCGACAUGGAUGUCGGCCGUUUCCUGACCCUCAUGACGUUUCUCAACCAGUUGCAGACGCCUCUAAACAUCUUCGGGUCCUUCUACCGGACCAUCCAACAGGCAAUGAUCUCGGGCGAACGCCUUUUGGAGCUGUUCAAGGUUAGGCCCACCGUGGUUGACUCGCCGGGAGCAAGACCCUUGUCGGAAUGCCAUGGCAACAUCCGGUGGAACAAGGUUGCGUUCAACUACGACCCAAAGAAUAAGGCCCUCAAAGAUCUUGACUUUGAAUGCAAGCCCGGUACCACGACGGCGUUUGUGGGCGAAUCCGGCGGUGGCAAGUCGACUGUUUUCCGCCUGAUGUUUCGAUACUACAACACCUCCUCCGGCAGCAUCGAGAUCGACGGCCAGGACGUCAAGGACCUUACUAUCGAUUCGGUCCGGCGUUUUAUUGGAGUUGUUCCGCAGGACACCACCAUGUUCAACGAUACCCUGAUGUAUAAUCUCAGAUACGCCAACCAAGCCGCCACCGACGAAGAAGUAUUUGAAGCCUGCCGGGCCGCCAGCAUUCACGAUCGAAUCAUGUCCUUCCCGGAUCAGUACAACACGAAGGUCGGCGAGCGUGGUCUCAAGCUCAGCGGUGGAGAGCGACAACGGGUCGCGAUUGCGCGGACGAUUCUCAAGAACCCCAAGAUCAUCAUGCUUGACGAAGCCACGUCGGCUCUCGAUGCGCAUACCGAGCAGCAGAUCCAGGACAGACUGGGGCAUCUCGGCCAGGGCCGGACAUUGCUCAUCAUUGCGCACCGACUGUCUACCAUCACGCAUGCUGACCAGAUCAUCGUCCUUAACAAUGGCACCAUCGCUGAGAAGGGCACUCAUGAUCAACUGGUUGCUGCUAACGGACGGUACGCCUCAAUGUGGGAGAGACAAGUGCAGGCAGAACGCGCCGCCGAGAAGGCCCGUGCUGCAAGUAGGAAGGCACAGAAACUUCUUAGAAAGGCGAACAUUGUCUCCAAGAAGCAGACGGACGGGCACUCGGACGGCUACACUAGCCUUGAUUCGUCCACGAUCCUGCCCGGCAGCUCAGGGAACAACUCAAAGGCCAACACCACCGGAGAGGAUUCAUCCAGCUCCUCCAGCAGCUCUGAUGCAGAGUCCAUCCACAGUGUCCACAACGAUUCGGACCAUUCCGACCAUUCCGACCGCUCUGGUAGCUCUGGUCGACAUUAGCUGUUCCAACGGAUAGAACAAGACCAAUAUCUGGACACUGUCGGCCCCCUGGAUACACAGCAUCAGCACACAGCUUCAGCCCUCUCAACCAAGCACUGCUACUGAUGGCAAUGUUUGUUAACUAAACCCAAACAUGCCCUCUUUAUUGACUAUAAACCCCCUAAUCUGCAGCUUCCUACAGCAGGACUGCACAUUUCCUUUACGAAUACAACGAGGCACGCGCCUUUUAUGACCCAGGUACAACGGAUUAACGGCUUAAGAUUGCAUCAAACCGGCGACUCGGAGUUUGGAGUUCACACACAUACACAUUUCUUUACCCUUUGGCUAUGGGAUCUCAAAAGCUGAGAGGACUUUCACAAGUACAACAAAAACGACAACCCUCAGAAUUGGUAUUUUGGGCCUGGCUCGGUUGGUUGGCCAGUAGGGUCACUUUUUCUCGACUAUUGCCACCGGACACGCUCUCACUUCCUACCUUCUAUGGUUGCAAACCACCCAGCCCCCUUCGUUUCAUAAUCUGUGUGUACAACAACUGGAUGCGACUCGUCUUUUUCUUGAAUGGACAGAGCAUUCUUUUCUUCUUCAUUACCAUCAUCAUCAUACAGGAGGGAAAGAACUUCUCCUUUAAUUAUGAGCUCUCAACAGCAACCUUUCUUUCGAUCACAGAUCGACACCUGCCACCAUGGGCAGCUUGUUCUGCAUUGCAUCGCAGAGACCGAAUUCAUCACGUUCGAUGAGACUCAAAAUCACUUGUCUGGGCCUGCAUCAGCUUGGAAGGCUGGAGGGGCUGGGUUUCGGAAGGUCAUUCUGGGACGAGGAACAGUUGCGCGGCGGCGGACUUGCAUUUUGAUGAACGUUGCUUUUAAAAAUCCCUUGCCAUCCACACGAUGGGUGCAACAGGUAAACUAUUAGAAAGCCUGCUUUGGCCCUUUUUCCUUUUUUUCCGCACCUUCAUCUUUUCCCUAUUGUCUUAUCUGGACAAUGCACAAGGGAAUAUGCCAGAGGUUCAUAGUGGCUGGUUAUAAUGCCACCUCUCUUCUCCUUUCAGUUAUUAUUAGUAUUGGGGCAGCGGCUGGGAAUCGCCUUGCGACAACCCAAGACUCAAGGUCCAUAGACAGUAGUGAUCGCGCGCAAGACUUUGCGACGCCAUAGAUCCGGUUUGCUCAAAUGCUCAAGGCACUCCAAGAACAAUCAUUGUUAUGUGUUUGAUGUGUGACAUGCUGUGUUGCAUGCUAGGUCUUACACCUGAUCAGAUCUCCUGACGGCUGACUGUACCUGCUGACGGUUCUAGUGCAGCACCCAGAUUCACAAUGUAUAUAUCAGUGAUUACAAUUGAUAUGGUAUUGCAUAAUGCCACAGAGAUUAGGUCGCACGUCAUCGGUAUAUGAUCUACUCCUGAGCUGAUAAUCAAGUUCAAUAGACCUUUGGGCGGACAUGAGCCGGAGCAAACCCCCCGCCCCUUUUUAUAAACAUAAUUGACCAGACAGAGUCAGACACGCGUGCGACUUCCUCUCUAUUGAACUUGAUCCGCCUCAUCUUCUAUGCCUGUAUCUGACCCGUCUCCACGUCAAUAAUCACCCUCAAGAGCUAAGGUAGGCAUUGCCUCAAUCUGCCGCGGCCUUUAUACCAAUUUGUCCCCUUUUGCCAAGAUACAUCUAGGAAAAAGGGGGCCACAGGGCUGAGUUGUGUAAGAUAUGGCGACCGAGAUAGCCACCGUGAGCGAGUGCAUGUUGUGAGGCUGAGCGGGCGCGAGGCCUUGCUCAAGUGGUGUGGAGGUAGGUUGGUCAAGUCGCGCAGGAGGGUGCGCCGGCAUUGUUCACGAACACAGACCUGUCUCACCUCACUCAUUCCUCAUCACCACUACCACCAGCGACCUGUCCUUGGCACCCUGCCCCUCAGCCACCGGCAUGUCGCAUAACCAACUAGACGACGCAAUCUGACUGUUUUUUGAGUACCCGUCGAUAGCCGGAUAAUGAUGACCGAAGUCUGAUGUCGUGUGCUUCGCCAAUGUUGAUCUGUCUUCCUCUUGAGGACUCGGUGUGAUCCAUUGAGCACCUAUUUAGGGCCUUCGGUUUUCUGGGACCAAUAAGUCAUGGCCUGCGCGUGCUGGGCACCGUCGUUUUUUUGCGUAUGUAAAUAGGUCAGCCGGGCGAGACGGCUCGAUACCACCUCGCGUGUCGCGAUUUGAAUGCAUUGCAUACGAUGCGACAGCCGCCAAGCCAUUCCAAACAAUUGUGGUCAGGAACUUUGGACAUCUCCAUUGUGGCAAAUAAUUAUCCCCCAGAAUGCCUCAAUUCUCAUCUUUCU